Molecule: messenger RNA, 963 nt
Organism: Schistosoma mattheei
Lineage: Eukaryota; Metazoa; Platyhelminthes; Trematoda; Strigeidida; Schistosomatidae
Source: the annotation of a GenBank genome assembly
AUGACAACAGGUCCUGAAAUUUCGAAGGGUUUAGAACAAUGGAAUACCGAUUUGGGAAAAAAUGCAAUUUUACAAUAUGGAUUUGAACUUAUCAGUAAUACUAUGAAAGCUGAAUUAGUUCCGCAACUGCUUCUGGAUUCUAUAAAGGAACUUUAUCAAGAUAUUAAUUCUAAUCUUUCAAAUUUAGAUGCUAUCGCUUUUAAAGAAGAAUCAAAAAAUGGUACCACUCAACGUAUUACACCCAAAAUAAUCAUGUCUGAAUUAAGUAAAGUUAUUCAACCUGAAGAAUUCAGUCAAACAAGUGAUUUACACCAACCAAUUGUACAAAAGUUUGGUGAGAAAUUAAAUAACCGGGGAAAGAUUUGGUGCACGAUUUCGGCAGAUAGAGCUGUUAAAAAUGCCUUAGCAUUUGACAUUCUUGAGAGUAUUUUACUAGGACUAAUAAAGUUUACGGUACCAAGAAUUAUUAGGUUUACAAUGGGAGAAGAAUUCGUUUUUAUCAUUAUUUUUGAACAAACAAUAAGUGAUACUAUCAAAGAGUUGACUACCAAUGAAUAUAAUCUUCAGUAUAAAAUCUUGCGGAUGAAUCGGCUAAAAAUGAUCGAUAAGGUAGCAAGAAAAAAGCCUGGUGAUGUACUCGUUUCAAUGGCUAUUGACUCAUUAUUAUCACUUUCAAUCCCUGGUCCAAUUACUGGUACAUAUACAAACAAUUCGAUUGAAGAGAAACUAUUAAAAACUUUAGUUUGUGACGUAUUGUUGAACCGAAUUUGUUCAGUUGAUGGAGCUACCAAUAGAGUUGGUGAAUGUUUGCCCUUGGCUACGUAUCACGACAUGAUAAGUGAAGAUAUAUUUUUCACAGAGGGAUUAGAAAUGUUGAAAUAUCACAUUGAUAACGACCUUGAAGAUAUUGAUCUCAUAGAAACUCAUCAAGAAACUAAGCCAGUUUUUAAUGCAUACGGAUAA